Desarmillaria tabescens is the source of this 1554-nucleotide messenger RNA. Its product is annotated as caspase domain-containing protein. The coding region runs from base 345 to 1367 and encodes 340 amino acids. NCBI's taxonomy places the organism in Eukaryota, Fungi, Basidiomycota, Agaricomycetes, Agaricales, Physalacriaceae. The record is from RefSeq and is a predicted model, not a curated record. Gene Ontology annotation, molecular function: cysteine-type endopeptidase activity. Gene Ontology annotation, biological process: proteolysis. The transcript has 18 exons.
CGCCAAUAUCUCUCCAAAACCGAUGGCUGUCCGAGUCCACCAGCAAUGAAUUAGCAAUCUUUAUCGGAUACAAUACAAGCCCUAAUGUUUUGAAACAGACGCCCGAUUUUGCGGCAGUAUUUAAACAGUGUUCUCCAUCUUUCGUUGCUCAUUCGUCUUUCCUUCAUUAUCCUUUCCGAGCUUCAAGUUCAUUGCGGCGUGAUAGCCACUACUUCCUGGGUCUCGGCUAACGUUUAAACUUGGUCCAUCCUGGCUCUACAUUUUGCCCAUUUAUUGCGGAAUCUUUCAUAUGCCAGUCUACUGAUACUCAGUUCAUCAGACAGCAGCUACGAACUCGCUUGCCAAUGCCAUUGCCAUUAGUGUUAUCGACAGAUCAAAUCUACUUCGAUGAAAGGGGUACCCAUCUCGCAUCUCGGUAUGACCAUGACUCAAUCGCUGACUCUAAAUAUUCUUCCAGCGCAUUCCUACCUUCCGACGAAAGGAGGAUAAACAUCGGACAUCAUCAUGACCAUGGAGUCGAAGGUUGCCUGUAUGAUGCUUCACGUUUCAGGCUUCCUUCGAUCAUUAAUCACGGACUCGGAACAAUGCGAUCCGAACCUCAAGACAAUAUUGGGUACUCCGAAUCUCCCGGACGCAAGAGAGCAGUCUGUAUUGGUAUCAACUAUCUUGGACAAGGCGAUGAAUUACAUGGCUGCAUACUGGAUGCCAGGAAUAUUCGCGAUUUCUUGAUACGUCGAUAUUGUCAUGGAUAUAAGACUGACGAUAUUAGAAUGCUUACAGACGAUACGGAGACGAAGCCAACAAAAAAAAAUAUAAUUGCGGCUAUGUCCUGGCUUGUGCAGGGUGCGGGGCCAGCAGAUUCGCUGUUCUUUCAUUAUUCUGGACACGGGGACCAGACUGACGACCAGAAUGGCGAUGAGGUCGAUGGGAAAGAUGAAGAGAUCAUUUGUUUCGACUCGGCUCCAUUUAUUGACGAUGACAUACAUAAAGUAUUGGUUGAUCCUCUACCUCCUGGUUGCAAGCUUACGGCUCUGUUCGAUAGUUGUCAUUCCGGGACGAUUUUGGAUCUACCUUAUAUUUAUGACUCCCAUGGUCGACCACGGCGCGAGUGUACGUUGCCGGGAACAGAUUCUUUAGCAAAUGUGAUAUGCUGGUCUGGCGCUAAGGACGACCAGCAAUGCUUCGACUCAACCCAAGGAGGUGUCAUGACGCAGGCAUUCAUAAAGUCUCUCGAAGAAAAACCGAAGCAGUCAUACAGAGGACUCCUUCAUUCUAUGAGGAAGAUCGUCGAGCGUAGGCAUCCUAACCAGAACCUUCAGCUAACAUCUUCUCGCCAAAUGGACACUAAUAUGGAGUUUAUUUUUUGAGGUUAUGGUACCAAAAAGAGAUCUGCUGACUUAUUGCCGUCUACCUGUCAUCGACAAAAUGAUUGUACAGUGAAUUUUCUUAUACAUUCUCGUAGUUAUAUGAUACCUACAGCAUAAUGAUACAGCCUUGUAAAGGCGUCCGACAUUGGAGCGUUCCAGAAACUGUGAAUACCAAGCGCAGUUAAUC